AUGACUAGAGAUGGUGGUACCAGAAAGAGGAGAGGUGGUGCAGCAACAUCAGCUCCAACAUCAACUACUGUUGAACCAUCUUCAGUUGCCACUGCAUCAACUUCAACUGCACCAGUAGAACAAGGUCCUGCAAAAAGAGGAAGAGGAGGUAGGGGUAGCAGAGGUGGAAGAGGAGCUGCUACUGUACCAGCUGAACCUGUUGUUCAAGUUCAAGCAACUACAAUUGUUGCCUUCGGAAGAGGACUUGCUACUACCAAUGCAAUAGGUGGUAAACCUAGAGGAAGGGAUCUAGAUCCAAUGCAAGGGGCAGGCUUGUGCAUAGAAGAAAUGGCGAGAUUCUUGGUGUUGGUAUUCAAUACUGGCAGAGGGGGUGGCAGAGUGGGUGGCGGAGGAGGUGGCCUGGUGACAAGAGGUGGUGGUAUAUUUUCAUCAACAUCUGGAAGGGGAAGUAGGAGGUUGAUGGACUGGUUUGGCACACCUGAGCAGUGGGACAAUGAUGAAAACUAA
Papaver somniferum (opium poppy) is the source of this 507-nucleotide messenger RNA. RefSeq lists its product as uncharacterized. The transcript is spliced from 2 exons. The coding region runs from base 1 to 507 and encodes 168 amino acids. Lineage: Eukaryota; Viridiplantae; Streptophyta; Magnoliopsida; Ranunculales; Papaveraceae. The record is from RefSeq and is a predicted model, not a curated record.